AUGAAAUACUUAAUUGAAGUAAUCGGUGAAACUUUUCUCAGUAUAUCAGACCCAAUCGAUCAUCGUCAUUGGUUCCUUUCAAAAGAACAACAUGCAUAUGAAUUUAUAUUUAUGAAUUUAUUUUAUUUAGUAGUUAUAUUUAUUGGAAUUAAUUUAAAUAAAAAAAGAGAAUAUGAAAAUCAAAGAAAACCAAAACCAAUUCCAGAAAAAGAUUAUCCAAGUUUAUUAAAUAAAAUUGUAGCAAUUAUUUUAGCAAUCAAUGUUUUUUUAAAUCUUAUUUAUAAAUGUCUUCGUGGUUGGAGAGUUGUAUUUUUUAUGCUUCAACCAUGUCAUAUUGUUAGCACAAUCUAUUGUUAUUGUUUACUUACAAAUAAUUAUCAAUUUGGUAGAAAAGUUUUUAAAAUUUCAAUUUAUUAUAUAUUAGUAACAAUUGCAGCAUUAGUAGCACCAGAUUUAGCAGAUUUAACAUUACCAUUUGAAUGUUAUAAUUUUUUCAUUCAACAUUAUGCAUUAUUAAUUGCACCAUUUUUAUUACAAGCCUAUAGAUAUAAUAUUGAAUUUGAAUUACCAUAUGCAUUAAUUUCUCAAGGUUUAUUUGGUAUUUCACAUUUCUUUGUAUUUGAAAUCUUUUGUUUCAUAAGUGGUACAAAUAUCAACUAUAUGUUAUUCCCACCACCAUUAGGCGAAUUUUCUUAUUUAACUCAAGAAUCCUAUAGAGUUGGUAUUGCUUUUAUUUUAUUCAUACUCGCAUUAGGAAUUGGUCGUUUAGUAAUUUUAAUUGGCUCAAAAAUUAGAUCAACUUUUUUACUUAAAAAUAAAUCAAAAUAA
This is a messenger RNA of Dictyostelium discoideum AX4, 828 nucleotides long. It is a transcript of the gene tmem164, whose product is annotated as transmembrane protein. Gene Ontology annotation, cellular component: membrane. The record is from RefSeq and is a predicted model, not a curated record. The transcript has 3 exons. Bases 1 to 828 code for a protein of 275 amino acids. Lineage: Eukaryota; Evosea; Eumycetozoa; Dictyosteliales; Dictyosteliaceae.